Haliotis rufescens (red abalone) is the source of this 1461-nucleotide messenger RNA. RefSeq names its product dynein axonemal light chain 4-like. The record is from RefSeq and is a predicted model, not a curated record. Gene Ontology annotation, biological process: microtubule-based process. The coding region runs from base 108 to 428 and encodes 106 amino acids. The transcript has 3 exons. Lineage: Eukaryota; Metazoa; Mollusca; Gastropoda; Lepetellida; Haliotidae. Gene Ontology annotation, molecular function: dynein intermediate chain binding; dynein light intermediate chain binding. Gene Ontology annotation, cellular component: dynein complex.
CGCACAGCCACCUAGUUACCAGUAGCGGAAGGCAACUGGAGCUAACAUUUCAACACAUUAUCUGAUCGUUUGUCGGUGUUAACGCAUCAUUUUCCGUACCUCAAAAGAUGGCAGAACAAACAGAAGAGAAAAAGGCAGACACCGAUUCAAAGAGAGUACAUACGUAUCCUCUCAUCAGGCAUUCUGAUAUGAAUGAUGAAAUGAAGACUGAAGCUAUGGAGUUGUGUGUCACAGCCUGUGAGAAGUUUGCCAGCAAUAAUGAGAAUGCUGCCAAAAUGAUCAAGGAGACAAUGGACAAGAAGUUUGGCGCCUCCUGGCAUGCAGUUGUUGGUGAAGGCCUUGGUUUCGAGAUCACCCAUGAAGUGAAGAACCUGCUGUAUAUGUUCUUUGGCGGCAAUGUAGCCAUUGUAGUGUGGAAGUGUUCCUGAAUGUUUACAGGCAUCGGCUGACAUCACAUGGAGCUGGUCAUGUUCCUCUAACUUUGGAUCAGUUUGUCACCUUACAUUCUACAUAAUGCAUUAUCAUUCCACUACUGUGUCACUGUGAAUUGUGUUCAAUGUACAGGUACCUGGGUGAAGGGAUAUAGUGUAAGCUACAAAAAAAAGUAUGGAUAAACAUCUGCCAUACUAAGUUCCAUAAACUUUUAAUUUAAUGCUCAGAGAAGUUUGGGUUUUUUCAAAUAUUAUAUUGCUGGAUAGUACGUUAUUGUGGAUGAAACAUAUUUGGUUUAUUGCAAAGGACGUUUAUGGUCCUGUGUACAAACAUUUUCCGCUAGUUGUACAUAUUUGUUUUAGAUGAGAGAUAUUGCAAGUAUUCUGCAAUGUUUCCCUGUCUUUAGGUACAACUACCAGCUUAUUGAUAUAGGUUAUCUCCCUUUGUAUCAGUGCAGGGAAAUAUGAUAUGGUAACAUUCCAAAUACGAAAGAUAGCUUGUGGCAUGUUCAUAUAGUGGAUUACAGGAGAACAUGCAUAAGACUAACUGAAAUCAGAAAGGUUAUUAUUACUUCUAAUCAUUGGUCAAAUAUUCGUUACUGGUAUGUAUUGGAGAACACAAUGUCAGUUAGUAGAAAAUAUACUUCAAAAUACUAUUCAUGUGGUAAUUAAGAAACAGCACUAUUCAAGUCUUCUUUACCAUCUCAUUUUGAUGCAUUACUUGACGGCAGCCAUCUUGCAGCAUUAUAGUGUGUUAUACACUUGCCUGCUAUAUGUCAUAGCAUAGACCAACCAUUGACUGUACCUUGGAGAAGUACCCUUGUGUUAUUGCAGUAUAUAUAUGCCGCCUUUACAGUGUUUAUAUGUGUUACUACAGAGUUUACCAUCUCCUUGACUUAUGACCAAGGUUGAUAUCACUUGAGCUAUGCAUUUGUACAUAGCAAUUCCAGAUUUUAGCAUUCCAUGUACAUAAGUUAACUUUAUUAUUAUUAUUGAUGAAAUAUGAUAAUAAAAGAAAUUUUAGGACCUA